Molecule: messenger RNA, 567 nt
Organism: Adineta ricciae
Lineage: Eukaryota; Metazoa; Rotifera; Eurotatoria; Adinetida; Adinetidae
Source: the annotation of a GenBank genome assembly
AUGGAUAUCGAUUUACUUAAUGAUCUUCGUGGAGAUAAUGAAGAUGACGACGGAAAUGAAAGUGAUACAAACCUUAAACGAGAUGAAAGUGAAGACGAUGAAGAGGGAUCAAAAACGAAGAAUGUAGAAAAUGUGAUGAAGAAAGCCAAUGAAGUAGCAAAGAAGAAAGUGGCACGGCGGCCUCGGCCAAAACUCGAUGUUGAUCGGUUAACCGGCUCGAGGGGACUCGAUGAAUUAUGUAAUUUGUUUAAGGAUGAAAAGUUCAAAGGCAAAGGUUAUGAAUUUACUGAUCUUGACACACUGAUGCACAAAUUUGAAUAUUGGGCGCAUCGUCUUGUGCCACACAUGGCGUUCGAUGAUUUCAUCGAAAAAGCCGAAAUUCUAGGUGGUAAAAAGCCCGUCAAAUAUGCACUUCAACAUUUACGUGAUAAAUUAAAUAUUCAAACAAUGCCCAAUGAUGAUGAACAAGCUAGUCAUACUCUACUUGAUUUAUUACCAACUAUUGACCCUGAAAAACCUACAAAUGACAUUCCCAACGAUGAUGAAUUGAAUGAAUUAUUUCAAUAA